AGGAAGCCCCGUACGUUGAUUGAUUCGCCCAGAUCGGGUUACAAGAUGGCGGAUGUUGUGCAGUAAAGAAGGGAGAGAGAGGAAGACAGGGCCUGUCCGUCUUCCACAAGCUGUUUCCAUUUAACCUUCAUUCUGUGUCGCCUUUCGUUAUUUAUUUGCAAUAACAUGUCGCAUGACUGUUUAGUGGCGUUUUGCUCCUCUGUAAAAUCACGGCGGUGACGGUUUUUACUGGGGGGAGAGGAGGUGGAAAAACAAGAGGAGAAAGAGAAAGAACCGCGACCCCCCGAAAGAAAACAAGAAGGAUCAAUAUCUCAGCAGUGAAGGAAUCAUGUCGGAUACUCGGAGACGCGUGAAAGUGUAUACGCUGAACGAAGACCGGCAAUGGGACGAUCGGGGCACAGGGCAUGUGUCCUCAACCUACGUCGAUCGGCUGAAUGGAAUGUCCUUGUUGGUCCGGGCCGAGUCCGACGGUUCACUUCUGUUAGAAUCGAAAAUCAAUCCCAAUACGGCUUACCAGAAACAGCAGGAUACUUUGAUUGUUUGGUCUGAAGCAGACAAUUAUGACUUGGCACUCAGUUUUCAAGAAAAAGCUGGAUGUGAUGAAAUCUGGGAGAAAAUCUGCCAGGUCCAGGGACGAGAUCCAUCACUUGAUAUAACUCAGGACAUUAUUGAUGAAUCUGAAGAGGAGCGAUUUGAAGAAAUGCCUGAAACUACUCACACAAUUGAUCUUCCACCAUGUGAACUAAACAAGCUGGAAGAGAUUGCCGACCUGGUAACCUCGGUUAUCUCCUCUCCAAUCCGCAGAGAGAAGUUAGCACUAGCUUUAGAGAAUGAAGGCUACAUUAAAAAGCUUUUACAGCUAUUCAGAGUUUGCGAAGACCUUGACAACACAGAAGGUUUACAUCACUUGUAUGAAAUUAUUAGAGGCAUUUUGUUCCUCAAUAAAGCAGCACUGUUUGAGGGGAUGUUUUCAGAUGAGUGCAUUAUGGAUGUGGUUGGGUGUUUGGAGUAUGAUCCUUCCUUGCCUCAUCCUAGGAAACAUCGAGAAUUUUUGACCAAAACAGCCAAAUUUAAAGAGGUUAUACCUAUCACAGAUACUGAACUGAAGCAAAAAAUCCACCAGACAUACCGUGUGCAGUAUAUCCAGGAUAUAAUUUUGCCUACUCCUUCUGUAUUUGAGGAGAACUUUCUGUCUACACUAACGUCAUUUAUAUUCUUCAACAAAGUGGAAAUUGUUAGCAUGUUACAGGAAGAUGAGAAAUUUUUGACUGAACUCUUUGCACAGUUAACUGAUGAAGCAACAGAUGACCAUAAGAGGCGUGAAUUAGUGAACUUCCUAAAGGAAUUUUGUGCAUUUUCUCAAACACUGCAACCUCAGAAUCGGGAUGCAUUUUUCAAGACGCUGGCAAAUUUAGGGAUUCUACCUGCCCUUGAAAUAGUUCUGGGUAUGGAUGAUAUCCAGGUGCGAACUGCUGCUACAGAGAUAUUUUCUUAUCUGGUAGAAUAUAGUCCAUCGAUGGUACGUGAGUUUGUAAUGCAGGAAGCUCAGCAGAGUGAUGAUGACAUUCUUCUUAUUAAUGUAAUCAUUGAACAGAUGAUCUGUGAUGCUGACCCAGAACUUGGUGGAGCAGUUCAGUUAAUGGGGUUACUAAGAACAUUGAUUGACCCAGAAAACAUGUUAGCCACAGCAAAUAAAACUGAGAAAACAGAGUUCCUCAGCUUUUUCUACAAGCAUUGUAUGCAUGUUCUAAGUGCUCCUUUGCUGGCUAAUACAGAUGAUAAAUGCAGCUAUAAAGAUGCCGUUGUGGACAAAUCAAACAUGAAUAUUACUCUUUGUUCUGAUAACUUCCAGACGGCACAACUGUUGGCCUUGAUUUUAGAGUUGCUCACGUUCUGUGUAGAGCAUCACACAUACCAUAUCAAGAACUACAUCAUGAACAAAGAUUUACUGCGAAGGGUUUUGGUACUGAUGAAUUCAAAACAUACCUUUCUAGCCUUGUGUGCACUGCGUUUUAUGAGGAGAAUCAUUGGACUGAAAGAUGAAUUCUAUAAUCGAUACAUUAUUAAAGGAAACCUCUUUGAGCCAGUUAUAAAUGCAUUUUUGGAUAAUGGAACUCGAUACAAUCUGCUCAAUUCUGCAAUAAUUGAACUCUUUGAAUUUAUCAGAGUGGAGGAUGUCAAGUCACUUACAACGCAUAUAAUUGACAAUUUCUACAAAGCACUUGAAGAUAUAGAAUACGUGCAAACAUUUAAAGGGUUAAAGUUAAGAUAUGAGCAAGAAAGGGAUCGGCUUCAAAAUCAGAAACUAAGCAGUGUGCCAUCCAUAUUGCGUAAUAACCGGUACCGGAGAGAUGCACGAGCUUUGGACGAUGAUGAAGAGAUGUGGUUUAAUGAGGAAGAGGAAGAAGGAGAAGCUCUAGUACCACAUGUUGAAAAAUCUAAAUCUGAGGAUGACUAUCCAGACAGUUAUGGAAAAUUUCUGGAGACUAAAAAGGCUAAAGAAAGUGAAGACAAGGAAAACCUUCCAAAGCGGUCAUCAAGUCCUAGUUUUAAGUUUACAUUUUCACAUACUAGUCCAUCCAGUACAACGAAUGGAACAAAUGGCACUCAUGGCAAAUCAACAGCAGCUCAGACUACUCCAGCCAGUUCAACGAGUUCUUCCCCAAAACAUACCAGUCCUUCUACUGCGGUGACAGCAAAGGGAGGUCGUGUGGGUCUUGUAGAUUAUCCUGAUGAUGAGGAAGAGGAGGAGGAAGAAGAAGCAUCACCAAGGAAGCGACCCCGGCUAGGUUCAUAAUUGAUGCAUUUGCAUUAGGAUCUGAUAUAGUGGUGCAACUGUUCCAUGAGCAUCGGAUCUGAAUCGGAAAAGGCUCCUGUACUGUGAAAACAGAAGAUGCAAAUAAGGAGUAGCAACAGUAUGCUUCAACCAGAGGGCUUGAGUUCUACAUGGCAACAGUAUGCCAAUGAGGAACUGGAUCUCUCUGGAAUAAAGUUGGAAAGGCAAACUGGCCAAUAAGCUGGUAGGACUAGCAGUUAGUACCUGGGAAUUGAUUGACAGUUUCCCAAGUGGGGAAGAGAAUCUGAUUUGGAAUGGGUUAGGGAAAGCUUGAACAAGGCAGCAGGAGUUCCACCAGAAUGUUUUGGUGUUCUUUUCCGGGAAACCAAAAUUCGGAGAUGCAAACAGAGUCUCAUUUGGAAGCCUUAGCAUUCUGAAAUGAAUUAAGUGCAAUUCCACCUGUGUCCUCUACCUUGUUUGUCUCCAAUUGUGUGUUUUUAAAUUGUGGGGUGGUGGGGAGGGAGAAAACUGCAAAUACAUUUCUGCAUAAAAGGAUCUAAAGCUAUUAUUAGGACCAUAAUGAUGAAAUUGCAGUCAUGUUCAUUGGAUCCUGGGGCAUCCACUGGACCUGUUUAGCAACUUUAAUCAAAAUGACAAAUGGUUGGAAAAGCACAAGAAUAUGCACCUCAGAUGCCGUGUGAAACUUUCACAAACCAAUGUGAUAAAGCUGAUGCUGGUGGUUGCAGCAAAAAGGUUCAAGAGAAAAAUUACUGUUCUUAGAUCAUUUGCAGAUUAUAAUUCGUGAAAGUUUAGGUUUGCAAUGUUCCCAGCCCAAACAUAUUACUAAAUAGAGAAAAUUUUAUCCCAUGCGAUUUUUAUGUAUAUUUUUGGCUAUUGUAUGACAGAAUAACAUUUCAUUGUAGUUAAUAGAUAAUGGAGUUACCUUUUAGGGAACACUAAUUUUAACAGGCAACUGACAUAAUGCUAGGAGUUUCAUCGAAAGCUGCACCAAAACAUGAAUUAAUAAGUCUGCCAUUGCCCUGUUAGUCACAUUGUCUUGGAGAAGUCGUAAUUAAGAUUUCAAGCACAAUAAAAGGUUUGCUCAGUUCCAAAUGUUUUUAUUGCACAGUAUACUGUUUAGAUCAUUUUAAAUACAGUGGUUAACGCAGGUUGUUAAACCAGCUGUAGCCAAGUCAGACAACUGGCAAUCUGAGAAGAGCCUGAGGAUGUUAAAAAUAAAAUCAAACCUCUUUUUUUUAAAAAAACAAACGAGUUUUUUUUGGAGGUCAUCACUGUCCCUUGAUAUUUUUGGAGGUUUUGUAGUUCAACAUAAACAUUCAUGGGGAAAAAAACGGGCUAUCUGUCAUGUAGAUACAAAGUAUAAUUUUUCCAUAAGACAGAAGUUUAUUUUAUAUGGAUGAAUAACCACCACUGUAACUGUUAUUUUACACUGUACACAUGUUGAUAUUAAUAAGGCAAUGUAAGAUUCAGGAAUUAAAAUGUGACCCUGUAAUUCCAUAAACAACAUGCUGUUGUGUCUAUUUUCUGGUAAAAGAAGAUGAACUUUUAAAAAUGGUGCUGAAUUGUAAACUGAAAAUCAAUUAAUUGAUCUUUGAACAGAUUAUUUAGAAUUUUAUUUAUAGGAUUAUGCACAGUAUUUAAAAGAUAAGCCAAAGCAGCAACUAAUUGUGUUUAUGCUAAUCAAAAUUCAUUUUUCAAUUUUGUUAUUUGGUUACUUUAUUUGGGUGACUGUAUUGUGUACUAGUUAGUUUGAAAGUUUGACUAUUGUGCAUUUACUUGUAGAACUAGUAUAUUCGUUAUUUUAAUUUCAGAAUGUUUCAGUUGUGAUCCUCAUCACACAAUACAGUACAAUAUGUACUGUGCCAUGUUCUUGAGUAGUGACAGUUUACAUCUGUACACUAGAUUCAUCUUGCAAACAUAAAUAUAGUUCUAAUUUUAAAAUGAUUAUAUUUGUGAUGAACUGUUGCUGUAUUGUAACUUUAAAUACCAUUGAUUAUUCAAGUUUUAUUUUCACAUUCAAGAUAAUGGAAAUUUAAAAUUUGCCCAUUGACAAUGUGUAUUUCCUCUGUUUGCCUUGUGAAUCAUUUUGACGUUAGCUAACUAUUCUCCUGAAAUAUCUUUGUCUUCAGGCAUUCUUAAACUGUGGUAUCAUAUUUCAGUUGAAAAAAAUUAUCAACAUGCUUGUUCACAUAUCACAAUGCAUGGUCUGCAAUUCCUCAAUUGGUGGAUACAGCAGCAGUUAAUUUGUUUUAUUUAAUAUUUAUUUGUUAUAAAUGAAUUCUGUUAAACUGCUUUAUUAUAAUCAGUCCAUGAAAUUAAAUGCAUUUUAACUCCAAAAGGAAAUACUGUAGCUUAAGAUAAUGGAGUAAGUUGAAAGAAAAAUCCUGAUUAGCAUUGUCUUCUGACUGCACUUUAGCUUCUCAUUAAUAUCAUUUUAUACAUUUCCAAAAGUCAACACAUCUUACCAGUACAUUCCAAUCAAUUUUUAUAUUGAUUUAUUUUCAUUACCACAGCACUUUAUCGAAAAAUAAGCAUUGCUUACUUUUUAUUUUUAAAUGAUUUUGAAGUCCAAGCAAUGAUUUAUAGAUACUGCUUGUUUUUUUUAAUUUCAAAAAAUGUCCAUUUUAUACAAGUGUUUGCCCAAAUAUAUAAAAUUGUUUUGUACAUUGUUAUAUUUCUAUCUUACUAGGAUGUUAAAUAAUUUCCCACUUAAAUGAUUUUUUUGCUGACAGUGCCGAUUUAACAAAGGGAUUUCUAUUAAUUUAAUUGAAAGAUGUUUAAUAAAUUCAAGUUACUUUACUGUAUCAUUUGAAGCUAGUUUUUGAGUGAGGAUUUGAGAGUAAAAUGUUUCUGUUACAAAGCUGAAAAAUUCAGUUUUGUUAACCUCUUAAUCUGGCACACUUGGGACUUUACUGCUGGACUGGCAGAUUUUCUGGAUUAUUGAAUGCUACCAACAAGCAUUUUCUCUUUUUUAAUGUUUUACUGUACAUAUAAUAAAUUUUAUGGUAACUCAAAUGAGUGUCAAGAGUCACGGGAGAUGCAAUCAGAAUUUCAAGGGAACACAAGGGAUGCAACCAGGUGAGUUUCAGGGCCACACUGAAAAUGCAACCAGGUGAGCUUCAAGGUAGAAUGAGAAUUGGCAACUGGUGGGCCAGGUGCUGAACUCCUGGGAUUUUUGAACAACCAGGUACUUUUAUAGUGUAAUUUUUUCUUAAUAUGCAAAAAGUAAGGCAGAGAUUAACCGGAUUCUUUGUUAUCUUGGUAAUCAAGGAUAGAUUUCAUAUGUUCCCUUGAUUAAUCAGUUUUCCUAUUAAGUUGGUAAAUAAAGCAUGGAACUGGUCAAGAUGGGAUUGCUCUUCUAUACGUUAGAAUUGAGCACUUUCUAAAAUGACUUCUUCUGAAAUCUUAUGGAAUGUUCUAUUUUACACCAAAAAAUGCAGGAUGUCAUGUGUUUGUAAUACUUCUUCAUUCACAGGAUUUAGGUAUCACUGGCAAGGUCAUUAGUUACUGUCUACUCCUACCAUUAACUUAAUUGAAACUUAAAAUCCUAUCAAGAUGGGAUAGACUAUGGUCAAAGGAAGAAUGCAGAAACUAGAAAUCAAUGUUAAAGAAUACAUAGCAAGGACUUAAAGUGAGGAGAAAAUAUUCACAAAAAAUGAUGGUUUUGUGGAAGUCUCUACCUCAAGGUAUUUGAGAUUGCAUCUCCUACCUUAAUGAUGUAUUUUAAUGGCAGAGAUCUAUGGAAAUGGGGAGAAGGUAGGACCAGGUACUGAAAUAAAAACCAAAUGCUAGAAAUACUUGGUAGGUCAGGUGUCAUCUGUGGAAAGAAAAAUAUUAACAUUUCAAGUUGAAGAUCUUUACAAAUUUUAUGAUGUCUUGAAAAUGAAAGUUUCCACAAAUGCUGCUUUUACUAAGUGUCAAUAUUUUAUGGUUGUGAUCUUGUUUGAUUUCCCCCAUCUGCCCUUUUUGAUUGGGUAAUUUUCUUGAAAGGCAGAGGAGCCUCAGGGAGUUGGCUAUUCAGCCCUAGUUUCUAGGGCAGAGUUUAGAGAUAAUCCUUUAGAACUGAAAAACAGGAUUUUCCAGAAUAAUGAGAUCUUAUCCAUAUUGGGGUGGUAUAUGACAUGGAGAUCAUUGGUGGUGGUCUCAUCCUGAUGGAACUGUCAGUUUGCAAGGUGGUGUGAAUUGGUGCAGUGCGUGUAGAUGCUACACACUGCAGCUGUUGAGGAAUGAUGUUGGAGAAUGAAUGUUUGAAGUGUUGGAUUGGUCCCAAGUAGGUUGUCACCUUUUAUGUGUAAUUGAAGAUUUAAGGUGUAAAAUGGGAAAUGAAGGUUGAUUUAAAACUAUAGGUCAAAUGAAUAUACUUCA
This is a messenger RNA of Hypanus sabinus (Atlantic stingray), 7162 nucleotides long. Its product is annotated as serine/threonine-protein phosphatase 4 regulatory subunit 3. The record is from RefSeq and is a predicted model, not a curated record. Gene Ontology annotation, biological process: DNA damage response; protein dephosphorylation. Bases 329 to 2797 code for a protein of 822 amino acids. Gene Ontology annotation, molecular function: protein phosphatase activator activity. The transcript is spliced from 16 exons. Gene Ontology annotation, cellular component: nucleoplasm; protein phosphatase 4 complex. Lineage: Eukaryota; Metazoa; Chordata; Chondrichthyes; Myliobatiformes; Dasyatidae.